Messenger RNA from Stegastes partitus (bicolor damselfish), 2463 nucleotides. Its product is annotated as RNA-binding protein 38-like. The transcript is spliced from 4 exons. Gene Ontology annotation, molecular function: RNA binding. The coding region runs from base 284 to 1036 and encodes 250 amino acids. The record is from RefSeq and is a predicted model, not a curated record. NCBI's taxonomy places the organism in Eukaryota, Metazoa, Chordata, Actinopteri, Pomacentridae.
UGUGUUGUUUUUUUUCUUCUUCUUCUUCUUCUUCUUCUUCUCCGGGACAGGAGACAAGAGGGUCCGAGACACCUGUCAGGAGGACUACACAUCCAAGAGCUGCAUGUGAGGCAACCGGAGGCUGCGUGUUUGGCCAUGGACGCGCUCUUAUCGUUAUUAUAAGCUGUCCACGGAGCGUAAAGUUAAACCGCCGCUGUCUUCCCCUUCUUCCUUUGUGUUACAGUCUCUCUUCUUUUUUUUUCUUUUUUUUGUAUAUUUUUUUAUUUAUUUCCACCCAAGCCGCAUGAGUUCGCCGCUGUUUUUAGGUCAGCUGGUCGGGGUUCCGUUAGAAAUCAUGCACCCCACCAUGGAGAAAGACACAACUUACACCAAGAUCUUUGUCGGCGGCUUGCCUUAUCACACCAACGACGCUUCACUUCGGAAAUAUUUCGAGACUUUCGGGGACAUCGACGAGGCUGUGGUGAUCACGGACAAACAGACCGGAAAAUCCCGAGGAUACGGCUUUGUGACCAUGGUGGAUAGAGGGGCAGCAGAGCGGGCGUGCAAAGACGCAAACCCCAUCAUCGACGGCAGGAAGGCCAACGUGAACCUGGCGUACCUGGGAGCGAAGCCUCGCAGCUCACAGACAAGUCUUUCUGUUGGAGUUCAGCAAGUCCAUCCUACGUGGGCUCAGAGGCAAUAUGGGCUCUCCCAGCAGUACGUCUACCCCCAGGCCUUCCUUCAGCCCAGCCUCCUGCUUCAGUCUCAUCUGAGUCCCACAGCCGCAGCACUCACCUCCCCAUACCUGGACUACAGCUCGGCCUACAGCCCCUACGCCCCCACAGGGCUGGAGCAGUACCCCUACACCCCUUCACCGUCGCCCUCCGCCGGCUACCUCAGCUACAGCUUUUCCCCUGGUACGCCAGCGCCUGCUCUCACUGCCUCCCCGACCCCUCCGGCCGCCAUCCACCCUCCUCUGGCUGCGCUCACCACUGUGUCGGCCGCCCCGCAGGCCUUCCUCCACUACCCCCUGCACCAGCCCGACCGCAUGCAGUGAGCCACUCCGAGCCGAGCUGCGGCCGCCAACCUGAUGAUUCAAAACAGCGUGACUCUUGACCUGUGACAUCAUCAGGAAGAGACUGGAUCAGAGAGUGUGAUGUAAUCAAAAGGGCUUUUCGAGAGCACUCUCAUUCCUGUUUUUUAUAUAUUAUUGUUGUAAUAGUUAAUGAAAAUGUUCUACUGCUAUUGUCAUCAGCAUACACUGAAUGUUUUUCAUAAGUGGCAGCAGUCAGGGACUGGAAUCAGACGACUGGUAAUCUUCUGGAUGUCUCUCUCUCUCUCUCUCUCUCUCUCUCUCUGUCUCUCUUUCUUACUGCUGAGUUUGGAGGCAGUCUGACUGUCGGAGAGCACCUGGGUAAAGACAAUGAGAAAUAUGUCUGUUUGACACGAUGCUGUGGCUGCAGUUUCUCUACAGGUACUGAGCUGAAUGCUGGAUUUAAGCCAAGCUGAGAGCCAGUUCCUCUGUCAGAAACACAGGUCCAAUUACCUCCUCCUCAAGGUUACCUUUCUGUCUAUGGCCUUAGAUUUCUCUCUCUGUACCUGGUUCCAUUUGUCAUUUUUAUUAGUCACUUAUGUCAGAUGAACAAAAUGUUUAUUGUACCCCCCCCUUUUGUUCCUUUUGUUGUUUUACUGCUGGCAAGUUAUUACAAGGUGAUUAUCACAGAAUAUGCAAUUAUGACGACAGAGGAUGAGCAUGAAUAAGGUAGACAACACUGGUAUAUUGUUUUUUUGUAUUGCAACUGCUAGACCAUUACUCAGAGAAUGACUUAAACACUUAAAACACAAUAUUCAUCACAUACAUUUCCUGUAGCCGCAUAUUAGGCUUUCUUUUAAGUUAUUCUGGGGGCUUUUUAGCCUUUAUUAUAGCAGAAAGUGGAGAGAGAGAGACAGGAAAUGUGGGGAGAAGAGUCGGGGAAGGACAUGCAGCAAAUGGCGUGGGUCACAUUCGAACCCAUGGCCGCUACAUCUGGGACUAAAGCCUCUGUUUAUGAGUCCCUGCUCAACAAGUUGAGCUACCUGGGCACCCUGUUUAUUAGGCUUUCUUGACCUGCAACCUUUAGAGCAAGAAUGUCUUUGGAUUCGGUCUUUGGACACUGUUUGGUUUUGUGAUAUUCAGUUACAUAGUUGUCGAUACAUAUCAAGUAAAUGUGUUUGGAUGUGUGUGUGAGUGAGUGUGUGUUUGCUGUCUGUGUGUGUGAGUGAGCAAGAGAGAAACAGAGCGAUGCAGUAAACACCAGUGUCAGGACGGAGCUCCUUUUCCAGCCACUUGUACUGGUCAGAGUUGUUUCUUUGUCUUUUUUCCAGCUGCAGAAUACUGAUACUGGAGUCUCUUGGUGCCGUAGCACCACCUUAGUAGUCUUAAAACAAGCCAUACAUCUCAUUUUAAACAAAUAUGCAAAAUAAAAUGAAUAUUUCUAAAUGAGA